UGGGGUUGACGAGCUCAGCGGCGGGUUUGCCGAGAUCAGUGCCCGGCGGCAGCUGGUGCGGGGGGCUGCCAGAGCCUUAGGUGGAGCGGGGCGGUGUGUGGCCGGGGCCAUGACGGGCAAUGCCGGGGAGUGGUGCCUCAUGGAAAGCGACCCCGGGGUCUUCACCGAGCUCAUUAAAGGAUUCGGUUGCCGAGGAGCCCAAGUAGAAGAAAUAUGGAGUUUAGAGCCUGAGAAUUUUGAAAAAUUAAAGCCAGUUCAUGGGUUAAUUUUUCUUUUCAAGUGGCAGCCAGGAGAAGAACCAGCAGGCUCUGUAGUUCAGGACUCCAGACUUGACACAAUAUUUUUUGCCAAGCAGGUUAUUAACAAUGCUUGUGCUACCCAAGCUAUAGUCAGUGUGUUACUGAACUGUACCCAUCAAGAUGUCCAUUUAGGAGAGACAUUGUCAGAGUUUAAAGAAUUUUCACAAAGUUUUGAUGCAGCUAUGAAAGGUUUGGCACUGAGCAAUUCAGAUGUGAUUCGACAAGUACACAACAGUUUUGCCAGACAGCAAAUGUUUGAAUUUGAUGCAAAGACGUCCGCAAAAGAAGAAGAUGCUUUUCAUUUUGUCAGUUAUGUUCCUGUAAACGGAAGAUUGUAUGAAUUAGAUGGAUUAAGAGAAGGACCGAUUGAUUUAGGUGCAUGCAAUCAAGAUGACUGGAUCAGCGCAGUGAGGCCAGUCAUAGAAAAAAGGAUACAAAAAGAGGAACCCAUGGAUACAGAUCAGGGUAAUAAUAUGUUAAGUGCUAUUCAGUCAGAGGUUGCCAAAAAUCAGAUGCUUAUUGAAGAAGAAGUACAGAAACUAAAAAGAUAUAAGAUUGAAAAUAUCAGAAGGAAGCAUAAUUAUCUGCCUUUCAUUAUGGAAUUAUUAAAGACUUUAGCAGAACACCAGCAGUUAAUACCACUAGUAGAAAAGGCAAAAGAAAAACAGAAUGCAAAGAAAGCGCAGGAAACCAAAUGAAGAAAAUGCUUUGGGAUGUGUCCACAUUUCUGCUUCUGCACUUAUUUUCAUGGAAACCAUUAAGUAUAAAGAACUUUGAGCAACAUCCUAAUUGACUCAGUGCACGUUUGGCGUAGUACCAGUCUGUCUUGUCUUUAAUGCAUGGAUUCCUUCCCUACCUGCAUCAUGUGCAUGUGGUGCAUAUUAAAUAAAAGUGAUGUUGAGAGUG
Messenger RNA from Panthera uncia (snow leopard), 1205 nucleotides. RefSeq names its product ubiquitin C-terminal hydrolase L5 (gene UCHL5). Lineage: Eukaryota; Metazoa; Chordata; Mammalia; Carnivora; Felidae. Gene Ontology annotation, biological process: protein deubiquitination; ubiquitin-dependent protein catabolic process. Gene Ontology annotation, molecular function: cysteine-type deubiquitinase activity; proteasome binding. The record is from RefSeq and is a predicted model, not a curated record. Gene Ontology annotation, cellular component: cytoplasm; Ino80 complex. The transcript is spliced from 11 exons. The coding region runs from base 110 to 997 and encodes 295 amino acids.